Helobdella robusta is the source of this 1188-nucleotide messenger RNA. RefSeq lists its product as hypothetical. Gene Ontology annotation, molecular function: acetylcholine-gated monoatomic cation-selective channel activity; transmembrane signaling receptor activity. Gene Ontology annotation, cellular component: synapse; neuron projection; postsynaptic membrane. The transcript has 4 exons. NCBI's taxonomy places the organism in Eukaryota, Metazoa, Annelida, Clitellata, Rhynchobdellida, Glossiphoniidae. Gene Ontology annotation, biological process: signal transduction; chemical synaptic transmission; monoatomic ion transmembrane transport. The coding region runs from base 1 to 1188 and encodes 395 amino acids. The record is from RefSeq and is a predicted model, not a curated record.
AUGACGAUGACGAUGAUGAAUGAAGACGAAGGUGAAGAAGAUCAUUAUCAGGAUGAUUACUACAGUGAUGAUGAUGAUGAUGAUGAUAAUAGUGACGUCACUGAUUUAAAUGAUGAAAAAGAAGUUGACGACGACGAUGAUGACGAUGGUAAGGUGAGUUAUGGGCGCGUUAUUAAUGAUGAUGAUGCCGACCUAUUUGACAAAACAUACGUCCGCGUUCAAAAUACUAAUAAAAACAACAACAACAACAACAAAAGAAACAACAACAACAGCAACAACAACAAAAAUAAUAAUAACAAUGUUCACAUUAAUAAUAAUGGUGAGGAAUUUGAGGAAGAUAUAAGCAACGUCAUCAUUAUAAGAAAUGUCACGAAUGACGUUGGAAAUGUUUUCGGCAUUAAUAACAGUAACAACAACAACAACAACAACGACAACAACAGCAACACCACCAACAACAAUAACAACAACAACAACAACAAAAUCGACAUCAACAACAACAACAUCAGCAGCAGCGCCCACAAUCGCUUCAAGCGUUCAAACGUAAUCACAACUGAUCAUACAAAGUUUCAGUGGGACGAACAAAAAUAUUUUCCUUACAAUAAAAACAAAAACAACAACAACGUCAACUACAAAAGAGAUCUCAAUAACAACAGCAACAACAACAACAACAACAACGACAACAACAACAACAAUAAUGGCGACAUCAACUUAAAUUAUUUUUAUUACAACGAUGGCUUCAACAAAAACAUCAACAACACUCUUUCCUACUAUCUUGACGACAUUAACAAUGACAUUAACGCCGAUUAUAACGACGAAAAAAACCACAACUACUACAGCCAAGGCAGCGACUACUACAGCCACUACGGCUACGUUUACGACGACGAUUUCGUCAGGCCGCAAGAGAAGCAGCUGAUAAAUGACUUACUGAAAAAUUAUGAAGACAUUGGAAUAGUCGGAAGGCCCGUCGUCAACACUUCGGAAACAAUAAAAGUUAGAUUCGGGAUAGCUCUGAUUCAAAUCCUGGACAUUGAAGAAACGAAUCAAGUUUUAACUACCAACAUAUGGUGCAGAUACAAGUGGAAUGAUACUCUCCUCCAAUGGGAUCCGAAAGAUUAUGGUGGGAUCAGCACUGUUCGAGUCCCAGUUACGAAGAUAUGGAAACCCGAUGUUGUCCUAUAUAAUUUGUGA